AUGGCUUUCAGGCCUUAUGACGAACGUCGAAUGUGGGUUUCAAUUUAUUUUCAAGGUGAAUUUUGGACAGGUAUGAGAAGUACUCAACGGAGUGAGAGCAUGCACGCCUUUUAUGGUGGUUACUUGCAUUGCAAGAGUGGACUGGUUCAGUUCGUGCAUGAGUAUGACAACGUGCUUGGGAACAAGGAGCAUAAGAAACUGGAAGAUGAUACUACAGACUCUAAAGGAGUUCGUGAGUACACAACCUCUAAGUUUAGGGAAGUACAACAGGAAUUCAGGAAAAAAGGGGAUUAUUUAGUCCGUGGUGCGACUCACGAGGGUGAUUUAUUUCGUGUGAUUGUGAAAGAGCAAUACAUGUUAUAUGGGGAACCUAGGUCCUGGAACAAUAUUGUCGAGUUUGACCCGUUGACACACAAGAUUCGGUGCGAGUGCAACAUGUUUGCAUCGAGAGGUAUUCUUUGUUGUCAUUAUCUUGCUGUUUACUUUUAUUACGGAGUAGACAGAGUACCAUCUUGUUAUGUUCUCCCUCGAUGGAGCAAGAAUGUACAGCGAAAACACACUUUCCUUAAGAGUAGCCAUGACGAGAAGCGAUCGGAUGAAAGCCACAACUUAUUUAGAAGACGGUGUACGCACUUCUUUAAUGUGGCACAGGAAUUCGUGACAUGCGAAGAAGAGGCGGCUAUGUUACAUUCGGGUCUUGAUGAGUUAAGGGCCAAGUUGGUUGAUUAUCGUGCGAACUUGGGGUCCAGAAGUGUUCCCAAUACAGAUAACAACAUGGUGACACAGUCUGACCCAACUUGUGUUGCAUCUGACAUUCAAGGUCCCUCUAAGGUCGCAACAAAGGGUCGACCGAGACUGAAGAGGCUUGGAUCUGAACUGGACGCAUCCAUUAAGAGAUAUAUGCGAAGAAAGAAGAAUAAUCCACCUCCGGUAAAUAAUGGAGCAAUCAAUCCAAACAUAGUGGUGAUUCCUGCUCUGAACACGAACGAAUCACAUGGAAAUGGUGGGUUCUUGUCUUUGUUACAUUCAUUUUGA
Messenger RNA from Arachis duranensis, 1035 nucleotides. RefSeq names its product protein FAR1-RELATED SEQUENCE 5-like. The coding region runs from base 1 to 1035 and encodes 344 amino acids. The record is from RefSeq and is a predicted model, not a curated record. The transcript is spliced from 4 exons. Gene Ontology annotation, molecular function: zinc ion binding. Lineage: Eukaryota; Viridiplantae; Streptophyta; Magnoliopsida; Fabales; Fabaceae. Gene Ontology annotation, biological process: regulation of DNA-templated transcription.